UUAAAAUUUCGAUUCAAGGAGCCUCUCGUCAAGCCAGACGAGCUUUUUGAAAAGAAUUUUAUUCCCUUAGAAAUUUAUUCCAUAAUGUAAAAAUAUAUAAAUGAACCUUAAAUAAGGGUACGAGUGAUAAAAGCUUCGCGUUCGGUUCGAUAACUAUUGACUGUCCCAGCAGGUUCGGUUCGAUAACUAUUGACUGUACCAUUCUCACACGUGGCUCUCGCAGUAUCAACCGGCCAUCAAGUUCAAAAGAGCUUUCCAAGUGCGAUAAUCGUAUUAUCACAACACGCCCCAUUAGCUGGAGUAUUACCGCAUGUUUCUCCUCCUUGAUAUCUCCCUUCCUCCCCGUGUUUUUUUUCUCUCUCGAAAAAAAAAAAACAUUUGCCCAUGUGUAUUUUUAGGAAACCCGAAACUGGCAAGCAACAAAGAUCUUCGUUUCUUCUAAAAAAUUAUCGGUUAAAACACCGCGACGAACCAAAAAAUAAUUUUCACGAGGACUCAUCAAAUUGACGAUUCGCAUACUUCGUGAGAAUUCGAGAACACUGGAGGUAGAACGAAGAUAACAUCGAUGAACGAAGUUGGGAAAGAUCGACAGAUUCGUACGAUUGUUAUCGGAGUUAUUAUUCGCACAGAGUAAUCAUUCGGGUUUGUUCGUAGCGUGCAAGUGCAGCAGAAGGGGCACAGGGAGAGGUGAAUAGGUCGGCGAGAAUAUUCACGUUACACACGACGCCUGCCACAUUACAGUGUUUGUGAUGGAUUGAAAAUCGAAAUCGGAUCAAGGAUUCCGUAUAUAAUGCAGAACGUCGCGUGCAAUUUGAGACACCGACAAGCGUCGCCAAACGGACAACGAAUUAGCCGAACUAACGGCCUGUCUACCUGCGAGAUGUGUACUGGUGUCGGAAGGUGCUUUGUACUGCGGCGGAGUCGACAUUUGAAAAGAAUUCAUGACGAAAACGGAUCUUGCUCGAAGGUUCAAUUGUCCCGGAGGGAGGGAAAACUGUCCGUUUCCUGAAUUCAUCCGGCACCAUUACAUCCACGCGUGUAUCCUGCAGCGUUCCUGCGGCGAUGACGGAGGGCAUGGAAUUAAUAGCGCAAGGCGCAGAAGCGCGCCUCUACAAAGGGGAAUACUUGGGCAAGAUGUGCCUGCUGAAGGAGAGAUUCGUGAAAAAUUACCGGCACCCGGAACUGGACGCGCGUCUCACCAAGGAUCGCAUCAAAGCCGAAGCUCGUGCCAUUAUUCGUGCGAAGGCCGCGGGAGUAGCAACACCAGCUCUGUACCUGGUGGAUCUAGAGCGACGCAGCAUUUACAUGGAAUUCGUAGAGAACGCCAUGGUGCUGAAGGACUUCAUAGACGAAAACAUUUCGGGAAAGGGGAACGUGCAUGACCUGCUGGAAUUCAUUGGACGUGGAUUGGGCGCGCUCAUAGCCAAGCUGCAUUCCAAACACAUCAUCCACGGCGAUUUGACCACGUCAAAUAUACUGCUGAAGAACGACUCAAUCGAACUGUCUGAUAGUAAAAAGUCCGAAGCUGAUACCAAAUUCGUAAUGAUAGACUUCGGACUGGCCCGGGUGGACUCCACGGCGGAAGACAAAUCGGUCGACCUGUACGUUCUGGAACGAUCGCUACUAAGCGCGCAUUCCGAAGUACAGUCGUUAUUCGACCGUAUCUUUCGUCACUAUCGACUUCAUUAUCAGAAUAAAAGCCAAUGUGAGCAAGUGAUCUCGAAGUACAAGCAGGUACAGACACGAGGACGCAAACGCCUGAUGAUCGGAUGAAGCGAAGAAACGAAGAAGAAACUUCGCAGUCCCGUGGAGAGUAUAAAGAGUUUAUGUAUAAAUAUAUUUUCUUACAACACGCGCAAGAUGAACUUAGAUAGAUCGCGGGCCGUUCGAACUUUGCGUGCUAAUGAAUGUAAGUUACACACAUACACACACACACACACACACACACAAACAUGCGAUUCACGUCACUCGGAACUUCAGUCGCGACUCGUACGAUUGGUUAAAAAAUUGAAAUGCCCGAUCAUUUUUGAGAAGGUAAGAAGAUUUUUUAUACAAUAAAACCAUACGUGUAUGUAACAAUACGUAACGGUAUAAUAAGAUAACGAAUAAUGCAAGGGAAUUACCAGAAUUGGGAGAGCUGCGCUUUUCAAGAGUAACUCGUUACCGUUACUUGUUAUUUGUUGAGAAAAAAAGAAAAAAAGAGUGACUUGUUACCGUCUUGCUACUCAGUAUGUUCAUCCUCGUUUAGCAGGUAAAUUUACAAUUUUCAUUACUUCUUUUUCACCAAAUUUUGAAAACAUACUUUUACGAUUCGUUGCCGCCCUUCCUAUAUACACCAACUGAUGUUAUAGUAUACAUUAAUGGUUUACGUGUGCAAGAAGUAACGAUUCGUUGCCCGAGAAAUGUAAUCACGUUACCAUUAUCGUUACCAGUGUAAGGAGCAAUGACGGUGUCAGGUCAUUGUUGAGGAAAAGUAACGGUAACGGCAUUACAAGCAACGAGUUACUUCCCAAUCUUGGCGAUGACUAUUGCAUACGUAUAUAACGAAUUUGGCAGCGGCGACGAUCUGUGAUGACAAAGCUAUUGCUCCUUGUACACGUAGAUUGUGUUGGUGUAAAUCAGUCGAAAUGCAGUCCGGAAUAUAUAAUGAUCCAAGUCACCUAUCGACACAGACAACGAUAUAUAAUACACAUCACUAUGCGCCUA
This is a messenger RNA of Dinoponera quadriceps, 2706 nucleotides long. RefSeq names its product TP53-regulating kinase (gene Prpk). Lineage: Eukaryota; Metazoa; Arthropoda; Insecta; Hymenoptera; Formicidae. Gene Ontology annotation, molecular function: ATP binding; protein serine/threonine kinase activity. Bases 1063 to 1773 code for a protein of 236 amino acids. Gene Ontology annotation, cellular component: EKC/KEOPS complex; nucleus; cytosol. The record is from RefSeq and is a predicted model, not a curated record. Gene Ontology annotation, biological process: protein phosphorylation. The transcript has 5 exons.